This is a messenger RNA of Bufo gargarizans (Asiatic toad), 858 nucleotides long. RefSeq names its product pregnancy-specific beta-1-glycoprotein 9-like. NCBI's taxonomy places the organism in Eukaryota, Metazoa, Chordata, Amphibia, Anura, Bufonidae. Bases 1 to 858 code for a protein of 285 amino acids. The record is from RefSeq and is a predicted model, not a curated record. The transcript has 5 exons.
AUGGGUCUUCUACUAUUUAUCGGCUUCACAUUGAUACAAAGCCAUGAAGUCAAUUGCGUCGCCAUCGGCUCCAAUAUAACAUUUUCUUUUAAGCCGUGCAAACUGAACACACUCUACAAGAUCCAUCAUGAUCAUGUGGCCAUCCACAUCCCCUGCAAUUACAGUUAUCUUAUACCUGAUAAGUAUGAAGGAAGGGUCAGUGUGAAUGAAUCCACCGGACGGGUCACCAUAAGCAAUAUAACCAAGAGGGAUGGCGGCAUUUAUACUCUGGAAUACAGGAACGGCAAUGGGCUUAGAGAAUUAUACCGCGAUAUCGGAUAUGAGGUUCAUGAUCUUGUCUGGAUCAAGGAGCUAUCCCGGAACGACACAGGGACAACCAUAUCUUUUACUGUUGUCUGUGAUGGAGAACCGGAUGCAGUUAACUGGACCAUGGAUGGAGAAGACCUGAGAGACGGGAGCUGGCUGAGCCAUGAUAACCGGACACUCGCCGUUCCGAACAACAUCACUGCCCCGUUCACAGUUCAUGUUUCCAAUCUAGUCAGUGCGGACAGCAAAAAUAUUACUCUCAUAAACGAUCUCAAUGGAAAAUCCAAUCCUUUGGGGGUCGUCAUGUACCCGAACAUUACCAAAGUGAUAUGGGCCGAUGGAGGAGGCUGGCCCAGCAAUCAGACACUCAUUCUCUCGAGGAAUGUCACCAACCUCUAUGUCCUGACCCCGUCAGAGGUAACUAUACUUCUCCAGGACAGAGAGCGUAGAUUGAGAUUCAUCAUCAUCCUACCAAUCCUUUCCAUCUCACUUCUGGCGGUGAGUUACUAUUCUUCUGUAUCGUUAGGGUCUAGUCUAGGAAUGAUGAGAUGA